Messenger RNA from Podarcis raffonei (Aeolian wall lizard), 4682 nucleotides. It is a transcript of the gene CRB2, whose product is annotated as crumbs cell polarity complex component 2. The record is from RefSeq and is a predicted model, not a curated record. Bases 243 to 4646 code for a protein of 1467 amino acids. Gene Ontology annotation, biological process: establishment or maintenance of epithelial cell apical/basal polarity; heterophilic cell-cell adhesion. Gene Ontology annotation, molecular function: calcium ion binding. Gene Ontology annotation, cellular component: protein-containing complex; plasma membrane. NCBI's taxonomy places the organism in Eukaryota, Metazoa, Chordata, Lepidosauria, Squamata, Lacertidae. The transcript is spliced from 13 exons.
CCUCCAGUCCAUGUGAUCCAGUCUCCGUUUUCCCUUUGCUCCAGAGCAGGGUGGCGAGUGGACAGCGAGUCUGUCCAGCAGCCUGUUUGAAGCAAAGCAUGGAGUCGGCAAGCGGCUCAGCAUUCCGGAGCAUGGCCACUUGAGCCUGGGAUGCGCGGGGAGUCGGGGGCAAGCUUGACCAGGACCCAUCCUUGAGGCUACCUUCGCCUGGGGACCACAAGACGCUCGCCGGCCAGCCGGCCAUGGACUCCCGGCUGUUCCUGCUGCUGCUGCUGUCCCCCAUCUCCCUCUCCCUCUGGUUUUGCGGGCUUGUCUCCUCCGAGCUGCUCAGCAUCUGCUCCUCAUCUCCAUGCAAGAAUGGAGGCACCUGUAAAGACUUGGAAGAUGGCUACAGGUGCCUCUGUCCCCAGAGCCUCUCAGCCUAUGUGGGAAAAGACUGCGAGUACCUCUAUGACGUGUGCGCCGGGCACCCCUGCCUACCUGAGUGGAUCUGCCACGGGACUCCUGGACUCCUAAACUACACCUGCCAUUGUCAGCCCAGCUUGGCAGGUCUCUCCUGCAGCAGCGAAGGCGAGGUGUGCAAGAGCAGCCCCUGCCUGCAGCCUCACUUGCAGUGUGUGGAGCUGCCUGGUGGGUAUGGCUGCCAGUGCCCGAGCGGGGGCAGCUGCCAGGCUGGGCCUUCCCUUUGCUCCAGCCAGCCCUGCCGCAACAACGGCACCUGCGUGGAGAGUGCUGGGGAGUACAGCUGCCGGUGCCAAGCUGGCUACAGCGGUGCCCACUGCGAGGAGGACGUGGGCGAGUGUGCCUCUAGCCCGUGCCAGAAUGGGGCCAUCUGCCUGGACAGGGCUAACGAGUACAGUUGUUUCUGUGUGCCUGGCUUCCAGGGCUACCGCUGCGAAAUAGACAUCAACGAGUGUGCCUCCCGGCCUUGCCAACACAACAGCACCUGCCUCAACCUGAUGGACCACUAUGCUUGCCAGUGCCUGCCUGGCUACACAGGUGUGAACUGUGAAGUGGAGGUUGAUGAAUGUGAGUCGGGCCCUUGCUGGAACGGCGGCACCUGCAGUGACCAUGUUGGGUUUUUCACCUGCUCGUGUACACCUGGGUAUGAGGGAGCACAGUGUGAGGUGGACGUCAAUGAGUGCCAGAACCACCCGUGUCUCAAUGGGGGAAGGUGCCUCGACCUCAUCAACAGCUACCAGUGUGACUGCCUCAACACGGGCUUUGAAGGGCAUCAUUGUGAACUGGAUAUCUUGGAAUGUGCCUCCCAGCCUUGCCAGAAUGGCGGUACCUGCCUGGAAGGGGUUGGAUGCUACAGCUGUGUUUGCUGGCCAGGAUACGUAGGGGAACACUGUGAAGUUGAUGUAGACGAAUGUGCCGCCGUGCCCUGCCUCAAUGGGGGCCAGUGCUUUGAACGGUCCAAUCAGAGCUACUACGGAGAUCACAUAGACUUCCCCCUGCACUUCACCUACCAGGAAGCCGCUGGAUUCAUUUGCAGGUGCCAGCCAGGCUUUGAUGGAGAGACUUGUUUCUUCAACAUUGAUGAAUGUACAUCCCAACCAUGUCAGAAUGGAGGGAGCUGUGUGGAUCUGGUGAACAGCUAUCAGUGUCACUGCCUGCCAGGGUACUCAGGUGUGGAGUGUGCCACUGACAUUGAUGAGUGCGAAGACCACCCCUGCCAAAACGGAGGAGCCUGCGAAGAUGGCAUCGCUGACUACAUCUGCCAUUGCAUCCUUGGUCCAAAUGGCAUUGCCUGGGGUGGGAAGAACUGCUCUGUGGAGCUGACCGGGUGCCAGAACCACAGUUGCCAAAACGAGGCCUUGUGCAUCCCCACCUACCAGUCUGAGUCCCACGGCCACCUGUGCCGCUGCCACCCUGGCUUCUAUGGCUCCACGUGUUCCACGCCAACCACCUUCUCCUUCACAACCAGUGUCUACCUCUUCAUCAACAUGACUGCAGACGACAAGAGUGCCAGGGAGGCGCCAGAGGGGCACCAAGCCAGUGUGGCUCUCCGGUUCCGGACCACCCUCCCCAAUGCCAUCCUCUUCUACCGAGGCCAGCCAGGAGAACACCUUCUUCUGGAGCUCUCUGGUGGCCUCCUGCGAGUGACACUUUUGAUGCAGGACACUCCGUUGUCUUUCACGUUGGAGGCACCGAAGGUGGCUGAUGGCCAUUGGCACAAGGCAGAAGUCCUGCUGCAGGAUUCUCUCGUGCUCAAACUCUGGCAUGAAGCCUGUGCUGGGGGUGUUUGUCUGCAUAGCAGCCCCAUUGGAGAGGGAGCCCCCAUUUCAUUCCUGCCCUCCUUUUUGCACAUAUAUAUUGGAGGAGUUGAAGAGGACUUAACGCCUAAUCCAACAAAGAGUUUCCUUGGUUGCUUGGAAGACUUGCAGAUUGAUUCUAAGGUUGUCUUGCCACAGGAGGUGAUCGGACAGAAAGCCUCUGGGUUUGAGCUGGGCUGCGAGAGGACAGAGUGGUGUCACUCCCAGCCCUGUUCACAUGGCGGCCAGUGCAUUGACCUCUGGGCAGACUUCCGCUGUCACUGUGCUCGGCCUUACGAAGGCCGUACAUGCGCCUAUGAGUCUCCUGCAGGAACUUUCAGCCAAGACAACUCAUCAAGCUUUGCUGCCUUUGCAGUUAGCAGCAGUCUCGGGGCAAACUUUAACCUUUCGUUUUUCAUCCGAACUCUGAGGCCCAGUGGUCUGGUGACCCAAAUCAGCAACCAAAGUGAAGUUUUCCUCACAGUGUAUCUGAAGGAUGGGCAGCUCCAGCUGGAGGCACCUUCUGCUGCUCCCAUUGGGCCAACUGGGCAGCUGGCGGAUGGCACCAGGCACUUUGUGGUGCUUUCUUUCCACAAUGGUCUUGUUUACACCAGCCUUUUAGGCAGAGAGGAGGAACUGGGACCCCUGGUGGUGACUCCUCUCACCCCUGGCUUCGUGGUUCAUGUGGGUGGACUCCCGGACCAAGACAGUGCUGCCUCGUGGGGAGGGCCUUUUAAAGGCUGCCUUCAGGAUGUUCGACUCAAUGAUUGGCAGAUGCAGUUUGCCCCUCAUCUGGCUGCUAACCACAGUGGCCCACAAGAGAGGCUUGUGGGGCAAACCACCAACGUUGGUUUCGGAUGCACCUCUGAUGACACCUGCAAGUCUGGGCCAUGCCUCAAUGGCGGCCAGUGCACCGUCACGUGGAAUGACUUCAGCUGCAGCUGCCCAGCCAACUUCACAGGCAAGCGCUGCCACAAGAGAGUCUGGUGCAUGAGUGAGCUGUGUCCUCAAGCCACAACCUGCGUGGAUGUCCCUUCCGGCUAUGUCUGUCUGGCCACGGCCACAUUUCAUGAGCGUGACGCAGCUGAAUUCACAGCCAAUGCGUCCAUCACCAGAGCCCUUCAUAGCCUCCGCCUGGACUUCAGAACAAGGGACCAAGACAGCAUCUUGCUGCGGGCCAUGGUGGCUGUGGAUUCCCUUCUGGUGGCCAUCCAGAACUCCUCUCUGCUGGUAGAGAUCAGGAGUGGGAACGGCGUCGAGGGGGCAAACCUCCUCGGCCAGGUGCCAGUCUCGGAUGGCGCCUGGCACACGCUUUUGCUGUCCAUGGAAGAUCCCUUGGCUCUCUCGUCAAGAUGGCACCUUUGUCUGGAUGGGUCCGUCAACACAACCCUCCAGGGCAAUGCUGGGAACCUGGACUUUCUGAAGAGCAACGCCCUCAUUGUCCUGGCUGAAAACUUCACUGGCUGCCUUGGACACGCAGAUGUGGGUGGAGUGCUCCUGCCACUGGCCGCCCCCACCGCGUACCCACAGCCAGAACAGUUCCUGCAGACCAACAGCCGGGCAACCCUUCUUGGCUGCCAGGGGCAAGACGUCUGUGCCCCCAGCCCAUGCCUCCACCAGGGCACCUGCCAGGACCUCUUCAACGCCUUCAGCUGCGCCUGCAGUCCUGGGUGGGAGGGGCCGCUGUGCGAGGCCAACAUUGACGACUGCAAGUCCAGCCCCUGCCUCCAUGGCACCUGCAUAGAUGAAGUGGCUGAUUUCCAGUGCAACUGCGAGAAGGGCUACAUUGGGAAGCGCUGCCACAUUAACGUGGACGACUGCAUUAGGCACCAGUGCCAGAAUGGUGGGACCUGUGUGGAUGGGGUCUACAGCUACUCCUGCAAGUGCCCCCCACAGUACACAGGCCCUCACUGCGAGUGGCCGUUCCCUCCUGAGCAAUGCGGGAAGAACUUCACCUGCCUGAAUGGCGGCAAGUGCAUGAGUGGCAUCUGGGGAGCCAACUGCACCUGCAAGCCAGGCUACACAGGCAGAAGAUGCCAGAUCAACAUCAAUGACUGCGACCCCAAUCCCUGCCAGAAUGGGGGGACCUGCCAGGAUUCCGUAAACCGGUAUCGAUGUGUGUGCAGUGCCAGCUACACUGGGGAGCGAUGUGACAUUGACAGGGGGACUCCAGGUGCUCUCUUCCCAUUCCCAUUAAUUGAAGUAGCGGUGCCAGUAGCCUGUGGUUGCCUGCUGCUGCUCAUUAUUAUCUUCGUGCUUAUGAUCCUCACGGCCCGGAAGAGGCGCCAGUCUGAGGGGACCUACAGCCCAAGCCAGCAGGAGGUGGCAGGAGCUCGCCUGGAGAUGGACAGUGUGCUCAAGGUGCCGCCGGAGGAGCGCUUAAUAUAGGCCCUGCUCUAGCGAGGCAAAGGGCUGCCUUGGCAA